Molecule: messenger RNA, 1769 nt
Organism: Durusdinium trenchii
Lineage: Eukaryota; Dinophyceae; Suessiales; Symbiodiniaceae
Source: the annotation of a GenBank genome assembly
UUUAACAGAUAUUUACGGGUAAAUCGCUACUUUGAAGGACAGCUUCCCUUGUGUCGUCACACCACUUUGGGCUCAAACAGACGCUACAACCCGCGCCGCCUCCGCGCCCGACGAUGUCUUCAGCGGAGGAUGGGGCAGCUCUUAGCGAAUCCAUUGCCCAGCUCUUCUCGGGCCUGGAAGCGCGGUUAGAUCAAGUUGCCAACCAGGUGGAUGCAUGCUUGUUCGAGAUCCUCAGCCUCAAGGACCAACAUGUCCCAAGGCCCUUCUCGGGACUACAAUGUCCUCCCAAGGGAGCCUCCAUCCUGCCGCAACUGUUCCGCCCCGCCAGCGAGGGCGAUCUGCGUCGGGAGGCGUGGCGCGAGGGGCGGCCGUCUCGACACUCCACCUGGUCCGAGGUGGCAUCACUCCGCAAUGAGAUGGUCAGCUUCCGGGACCAGCGGCCCAGCGGGCUGCCACACGCCGAGGCUUUGGAGGUUCGAAAGGAGGAGAAGCCACGGCGCUUGUUCCGGCCGGUGCGUGGUGUGGAUUUGAAGAUCGCCUGGCAGAUCCAUGCGCGGGAGAUGAGGUUGGAAAAGCCAGAUGAAGAGACACGGCCCAUCAUGCGGCUCGUCUACCGUGGACGUUGUGCAUCUCUCUGGGAGCUUGUGGAUGAUCCGGACUCUUCGAAGGCUGCCUGGUGGCUCUCCAUUUGCUUGAAGGUACUGGUUUGCAUCAACAUGGUCGUGGCUUUUCUUCAGAGCGUGGAGGGGCCUCUGUGGAGUCAGACGUUGAACUACCUGGGUAGCACUUGUGACUUGGUCUUCUGCCUUGAGUUCCUCGUGCGCCUGGUCGCCGCCCCACGCAAGAUGGUCCACCUUCAGGAUCCUUUCAAUUGGAUGGACUUCCUGGCCGCCCUGGCGCUGCCCUUGCGCAUCUCCGUGGUCUUACACCCAUACUCCUCGGCGGCCGAGGUGAUCUUGCUCUUUUUUCUGCCGGUCGUGUGCUCCUUAAAGCUGCUCCGCUAUUUUGAGUCCUUCCACUUGCUGAUUGGCGCCUGCAAACGUUCCGUCCCUGCCUUACCAAUGCUGCUGUACACCAUGGGCGUCAUUACCUUGCUGUCCUCCAGUGCAAUCUAUUUGGUGGAAUCACGGGACAAUAUUCCCAGUAUGCCACAUGCUCUUUGGUUAGCCUUGGUCACCGUCACCACCGUGGGCUACGGCGAUUUUGCUCCAAAAUCCACUCCGGGCUACGUGGUGGUCUCCAUCCUCUCAUGCGUCAGCGUCUUAUUCUUGGGCUUGCCGGUGGGAAUCAUUGGUCAUGAAUUCAAAAACUGCUGGGAAAGCCGCUCGCGCGUGCUCCUCACGACGCGCGUGCGGAAAUGCCUGGCCAAGUGGGGCUACACCGCGCAAGACUUGCGCGUGUUGGUGGAAUUCGUGGAUGAAGACGGCGACGGCCACUUGAACCUCUCCGAGUUUAUCGCCUUGAUCAACCAAAUGCGCAUUGGCAUUAGCGCCGAAGUGGCCAUCCAACUCUUCGUGCUCUUCGAUGACAACCAGAACGGAUGCUUAGACUAUGACGAGUUCCUCCGGCACUUGUUCCCGGAAGAGUAUGUCCUGGAUCAGCAGAAGCAAGCCAAGACGUUAAGGCAGUCCAACAAGAGAGUCAGCGAGGCACUUCAGCACUUGGAACAUCUCCGAUCCUCCUUGCGCAUUCAAAACAGUGAGAAUUCGUGAGGCAUGCGGCAGGGCGUGGUCACUUGCAUGUGCAGCGCCGGAUGAUGUUUUUCCCCU